Molecule: messenger RNA, 11309 nt
Organism: Anguilla anguilla (European eel)
Lineage: Eukaryota; Metazoa; Chordata; Actinopteri; Anguilliformes; Anguillidae
Gene: nav1b
Product: neuron navigator 1b
Exons: 30
Coding region: 147-5717 (1856 amino acids)
Biological process (GO): neuron migration; neurogenesis; nervous system development
Cellular component (GO): microtubule cytoskeleton; axon initial segment
Molecular function (GO): ATP hydrolysis activity
Source: RefSeq, a predicted model, not a curated record
GAGAGAGAGAGAGAGAUUGUUGCUGUUGUCUUUCCCCCCGUCUCUGUGCUGAUGCUGUGAAAUGGCUGCUCGCAGGGCUGCUGCUCAGGACUAGCGUGCGAGGCCGAGACCAGGACCUGAAGACGGACUCCGCGGACGGAUCGAGGAUGGAGGGCAAAGCACCCGCCAUGGCGGCCAAGCGGGGCAAGCCUGGGGUGCCUCAGGGGGGCGCCCCGCGCGGGGAGCUGCGGGUGUUCCGCGCGGGCAGCCAGGAGGGGCGCCUGCCCGUCCCGUCGAACCUGCGCAAGCAGAAGUCGCUCACCAACCUGGCGGUGCUCACCGACGCCGAGAAGAAGAUGCAGCUGUACCAGCCCGAGUGGCGCGACGACAUGGGCAAGCCCGGCACCGGCUCCCUGCGGGCGGGCAAGGCCAAGGCGGGCGCGGGCGGGGGGCCCGCCCCGCUGUCCCGGAACCUGUCCAAGUCGGAGCACUCGCUGUUCCAGGGCAAGCCCCGCCCCUUCAGCCCGCUGGCGGCCCCCGCGGCGCUGGGCAAGCAGAGCCGCAUCCCGCGCGCGCCCUACGCCGAGGUCAAGCCCCUCAGCAAGGCGCCCGACGACGGCAAGUCCGACGACGAGAUCCUGUCCGGCAAGGCCAAGGCCGAGGACAAGAAGCCGCCGCUGCCCGGGGGGGCCGGCGAGGGCGGCGCCAAGGGGCAGGGCGGCGAGGGGGACAAGCCCUUCCUGAAGGUGGACCCCGAGCUGGUGGUCACGGUGCUGGGCGACCUGGAGCAGCUGCUCUUCAGCCAGAUGCUGGACCCGGAGUCCCAGAGGAAGCGCACUGUGCAGAACGUCCUGGACCUCAGGCAGAACCUGGAAGAUACCAUGUCCAGUCUGCGGGGGGCGCAGCUCAGCCACAGCUGCAUGGAGACGGGCGUGUGCUACGACAGCGACGAGACCAACGCGCGCAGCGUCUCCAGCACGUCCAACCGCUCGUCGCCGCUCUCCUGGCGCUACGGCCAAUCCAGUCCGCGCCUGCAGGCGGGCGACGCCCCCUCCUCCACCGGCGGCGGUUACCACGGCGGCCAGGGCCCCGCCCAGUACGCGUCCCGCACCAUGCCCGCCCGGAACCCCUCCCGCCUCGGCCACGCCUCCCGGGGCCAGCUCAUCGAGGGCCCGGACGCCGACGACCCCGACCUCAAGUCCGGUUACCUUAGCGACAGCGACCUUGUCAGCAAGAGCCUGAACGAGGACGACGACCUGGGGAACGGGUGGGACGAGAGCAGCUCCAUCAGCAGCGGGCUCAGCGACGGGUCGGACAACCUCAGCUCGGAGGACUUCAACGCCAGCUCCUCCCUCAACUCCCUGCCCACCACGCCCGUCGGGUCGCGACGCAACUCCUCCGUUGUGCUGCGCACGGACGCGGAGAAGCGCUCUCUGGCCGAGAGCGGCCUGUCCUGGUACAGCGAGGACGGCCGGCCCCCCCGAAAGGGCGAGGGAGGUGGCGGCUACGACACGGGCAGCCUGAAGACCGAGUCCUCCGCCAAGUGGAGGAAAUGUCGCCCCCUGGAGGGCGGCGGGGAGGAUGCGGAGGGCAAGGCCGAGCCGAAGAAGCCCCAGAGCCUGGGACAGCCCGGAACCUUCAAAAAGAGCCGCAACCCCCCCGUGGGGGUCACCUCCCCCAUCACACACACCUCCCACAGCCUGCUGAGGGUGGCAGCUCAGAAGCCUGACCAGAAGCCUGUGGACAAGGCCAAGGUGGCGGUGAAGGCUUCGGGGCUGCAGCGCUCCUGUUCGGAUGCCGGACGGGAUCGCGGGAAGCCCCCCUCGGGCCUGGUGCGCCCCACCGCCGCCGGGUCCUUCGGCUACAAGAAGCCGCCGCCCACCUCCGGCACGGCGACGGUGAUGAGCGCCAGCGGCGCCACCAUCUCCAGCGGCUCCGCCACCGUGGGCAAGACGCCCAGGUCCUCCGGCAUUCCCAUCAAGCCCCUGGGCAGCGGCGGGGGUGGCGGCCUGGGCGGGGACAGCCGCAAGAGCAGCCUGGACGUGUCCAACCUGGAGCCGGGUUUCCUGUCGCCCAGUGCGCGUGGGAGCAUCCAGUACCGCAGCCUGCCCCGGCCCGCCAAGUCCAGCGCCAUGAGCCUGACGGGCCGCCCCGCCUCCCGGCCCGUCAGCAGCACCAUCGACUCCGCCCUGCUCGGCCUCAAGCCCGCCCCUUCCCCGGGCCCCUCCCUCAGCCCCGCCCCCAGCCCCGCCCUCAGCCCCACCCCCUCCUGCAGCACCAGGAUGAAGGAGCUGGGCGGCGGCGGCGGCAAGGCCAACCGCGCCAGCGUGGGCCCGGUCAACCAGACGGACCGCGAGAAGGAGAAGGCCAAGGCCAAGGCGGUGGCGUCGUCCGACUCGGACUGCGGGUCGCUGAAGGGCCUCCUGGCUGCUGGGGAGGCCAGCGCCAAACUGCAGGGGCUGCGGCAGUCCAGUGGGAGCAAGUACUCCGAGCUGUCCUCCCCUGUCACCCACAGGGCGCUAGGCAGCAAGUCGCUAGGGCGACCGCCCAGCCUGGCUCACGGCGACAAGGUGAACAGCCUGGACUCCUGUUUGGGCCUGCAGGACCUGCCGCCCAAGGUGCCCCCGUUCUCCAAACUGCAGGACCUGGCGGGGUCGUGCGGGACGCCCCGCCUCACCCCCAGCCCCGCGCCCGUCCUGCACAUCGACUCCCCCGGCUGCUUCUCCGGCUCGCCCCUGCUCUACCCCCGCCUCUCCGGGAUGCACCGCAGCCUGGAGUCCCUGCCCAUGCACCUGAGCGUGCCCCCCAGCCCCGCCAACCGCCAGGAGGAGCGCGAGGAGCGGGGCGGCGGCCCGGGCGUCUGGGGGCCUGGCAGCAGGACGUCCAUCACUCUGCCCGACAGCUUGCAAAGGGAUAGGAACACCCUUCCCAAGAAAGGACUGAGCCGCUACAGCCAGCCGGAGGAGGAGGUGAAGAAGGAGGGCAAGGAGAGGAGACACUCCCACACCAUCGUCAGCAUUACCGACUCAGAGAGCCCCCCGCGCCUGCCCUCCCCCCCCUCGGCCUCCCUCUCCGUGGGCAAGAACCCCCCUACCAACGUGGUGGCCCCCACCCCAAACGGCGGCACCCCGCCCCGGAUCACCCGCUCCAACAGCAUCCCCACCCACGACUCCGCCUUCGAGCUGUACGGCGCCUCCCCCCUGGGCAGCAGCCUCUCGCUGGCCGACCGGCCCAAGAGCAUGACCCGCUCCGGAUCCUUCCGCGAACCCGGAGAGGACGUCCACGGUUCAGUCCUGUCCCUGGCGUCCAGUGCUUCGUCCAGCUACUCCUCGGCUGAAGAACGAAUGCAAGGAGAGCAAAUCCGAAAACUGAGGAGGGAGCUGGAGACAUCCCAGGAGAAGGUGGCCACCCUGACGUGCCAGCUGUCCGAAAAUUUAGGCCAGGCCAACCUGGUGGCUGCAUUCGAGCAGAGCCUGGCCCUCAUGACAUCACGGCUGCAGUCCUUGUCCGUCACUGCCGAUCAGAAGGACACUGAACUGUUGGACCUGAGGGAGACCAUCGAGGUCCUGAAGACCAAAAACACGGAGGCCCAGACGAUCAUCCAUGGGGCGCUCAGCACCGCUGACCUCACCCCCAAAAGUGCAGAUCUGCGGAUAAAGAGGCAGAACUCCUCAGAGAGCAUCUCCAGCCUGAACAGCAUCACCAGCCUCUCCAGCGUGGGCAGCUGCAAGGACGCCGACGCCAAGAAGAGGAAGAAGAAGAGCUGGCUGAGAAGCUCCUUCAACAAGGCCUUCAGCAUCAAGAAGGGCCCCAAGUCGGGCACCUCAUACUCGGACAUCGAGGAGAUCGCCACGCCCGACUCCUCCGCCCCCUCUUCCCCAAAACUGUCCCACGACGGAGGGGAAAACCCCCCCUCGUCCCUGAGGUCCCCCACCUCUGCCUCGUCCUCUGUGAUAUUCGAGGGCGCCGAGGAGGCGGAGAACGAUGAGAAGGUGGUGUCGGACCUCCGCUCCGAGCUCUGGGAGAAGGAACGGAAGCUGACGGACAUCCGCCUGGAGGCCCUGAGCUCCGCCCACCAGCUUGAGCAGCUGCAGGAGGCCAUGAACAGCAUGCAGAUGACCGUGGAGAAUCUGAAGGCGGAGAAUGACCAACUGAAGGGUAGUCCCGCCCCCGGCCCCGCCUCCAGCUCUCAAAGCCACGCCUCUGGCCUGACCCCUCUGCUGACCUCCUCACCCCGGCUUUCUGCAGCCAUGUCCCUUACCAAGUCCUUCAGCCUGAGCCUGAAUGAGGGCAAGGAUCCAGACGUAACCCCCAUGGAAGCCGUGAGCCACCCGGCUCACAGAGACGAUGUCCGCCUCCGCGUGGUGGUCCGUCUGGGCGACCAGCGGGUUUUCAAAGAUGAGGUGAAGCAGCUGGAGUUCUUCAUUGGAUGGGUGAGGAUGAAUGGAAGGACAGACUGGGCCACGCUAGACACAGCCAUCAGCCAGGUCUUCAAGGACUACAUCGCUAAGGUAGACCCCACCUCCAGCCUGGUCCUCUCCGUAGACUCCAUCUACUGUUACCACGUCAACCACAUCAAGAGAGUGAUGGGCGGUGAGGUCCCUGAGGCCACACUCCUCCGCUGCCUGGGCAAGAGCCCCUGCUCCGUUUCUGUCGCUCUAAAAGGCAUGAAGGAGAAGUGCGUGGACUGCCUGGUGUUCGAGACGCUCAUUCCCAAGCCCAUGAUGCAACACUACAUCAGCCUCCUGCUCAAGCACCGGCGCCUGGUGCUGACGGGCCCCAGCGGCACGGGGAAGACCUACCUCACCUCCCGGCUGGCCGAGUACCUGGUGGAGCGCAGCGGGCGCGAGGCGGCCCCGGGCGUGGCCGCCACCUUCAACAUGCACCGCCAGUCCUGCAAGGAUCUUCAGCUGUAUCUGUCAAACCUGGCCAAUCAGAUUGACCGAGAGACCAGCACUGGAGACAUCCCAUUGGUUGUCAUCCUGGAUGACAUAAGUGACGCGUCCUCAAUCAGUGAACUGGUCAAUGGUGCCCUUACCUGCAAAUACCACAAAUGCCCAUACAUCAUUGGUACAACCAAUCAGCCCGUAAAGAUGACGCCGAACCAUGGCCUACACCUCAGCUUCAGGAUGGUGACCUUCUCCAAUAACGUGGAGCCUGCCAAUGGUUUCCUGGUCCGGUACCUACACAGGAAACUGAUGGAGGCCGAAAACGAGGGGAGCGUGAGCAACGAUAACCUUCUGAGGGUUCUGGACUGGGUUCCAAAACUGUGGUACCACCUUCACACCUUUCUGGAGAAGCACAGCACCUCAGACUUCCUCAUUGGACCUUGCUUUUUCCUGUCCUGUCCAGUCACUGUUGAGGAAUUCCGCUCCUGGUUCAUCGACCUAUGGAACCAUUCCAUCAUCCCUUACCUGCAGGAGGGUGCCAAGGAUGGCAUCAAGGUCCAUGGCCAGAAGGUGGCGUGGGAGGACCCCGUUGAGUGGGUGAGGGGUACCUUACCCUGGCCUUCAGCUCAGCAGGACCAGGCCAAACUCUUCCACCUCCCCCCGCCCAGCACAGGUCCCGGUAGCCCAGGGCAACCCAUUGAAGAGAGGCCCAGCAAGGAGACUCCGCCCAGCUCCUUGGAGUCUGACCCAUUGAUGGCUAUGCUGUUGAAGUUGCAGGAGGCGGCUAAUGUUAUAGAGUCUCCAGACAGGGAAACGGUGACGGACCUGAAUCUCAAGCCCACGCUCUGAGCUUCGGCAGGAAGCUGGAGAGGCAGACUGAGCACUUUGGAUAGCUGUACAUUGUAUUUGUGAUCCGUGUCAGCUUUGAAGUUUGGUAUUAUGUGGUUUUUAAAGAGCAAACUAACUUUCAGACGACUUGAUCUGUACCUUAAGAAGGUACUACUAAAGAAAACUCCACCUGUGAAUUUAAGGGAACAAACUGUCAUUAUUAAUUAUACUAAAUCUACCGAUGCAUGGCUACCAUCACAACAAAUUUAAAAUGAAAAGUUUUGAUUUUAUGCCACGUUUGUUAAUUUUCUCAGUCAUCAAAAUAAUAGCCUUUUUAAUUUUUAAUUUUUUACUUUAGAUAGUAACUUUGCUGAUUUCGAAACCUCUGCUAUUGAACUACUUCCCUACGUGCCACUCAUGGAAAUAGGAAAAUUGGUAAUGAGACCGUAUUCUAACACGUGAUUGGACACCACAAUUUGUGGGUGGAGACAACAGCAGAGACAUGUAAAAAGCACAUAUAUGGCAAGGGCAAAAUAGACGGCAAGUAUCCACAAUGGUUAUCGGACUUGAAUCUAAAAACUGUGCUGCUCCUACUUUUAAAACGGUGAGGCCAUGGAUAAGAUGGAAAAGACAAACAAAACAGCCUGUGUUAAACUGCGGUCUUGACAUAUAAAAUCUUCAGAGUAAGGUGGAAGUGACCGCAUUGUGUUCCUCUCAUGCGGAACGACCCACUGCUGUCUUAUGGGGUCCUAUUAUAAGGGCUAUAAGGCAUGGCCCAACCAAACCGUAUGCAAUUUUUAAUCAAUGCUCUUUAUGAACCAUGGUGCUCAAACAAAUGCCUUAAUCUGUCUCCUCACUACAAUAUCUCAUAGGAUUGAAUGACGUCAAAGUUGUACAUUUUCAGGUUCGAUAGAAACAUAUCCUUUACUGUUAUGAUUUAGGGUAUGGCAUAUGGCAUGUGCAGAUUUGACGUCUUCAGUUUGCAAAUGAUUCAGAGAUAGCCAUACAGCAUUUUAGUUUGCUUAUUACGUAACUGAAGUGUUAUCUGUUUCUAGUUAAGAUGCACUAGUUAACUGAUUUUCCUUUCUUUAGUUAAUCAAUAAGGGAUUCCUACAGGACGUGAGGGUAAAUUCACGAAAUCAAAAAUGUCAGACCAAAAAUAUUGAUUAUUUUAAACUCAUCCUGCAGGGGGCAGUAUGCAAGCCUUUUACACAUGCAAGUCUUUGCUUCUCUUUCUUUUCUUUACAAUUUGAAGUACUUGAUGUACUCAUUGCCAUUGUCUGCAAGCAUACUUCUCUUCACCAGUGCUAAAGAAUACAACUCAUUCGAAUGGCCAUGACUGAAAUUCCCAUGGUUUCAUUUAAACUUAAGAUACCACAUGUGCUAUUUUUUUUUUUUUAAACUGUUGUCAGUUUAGAGAAAUGCCGCAAAUAAGGACAAACUUGAAUUUCAUUAUAACCGACCGAUUUCCUGAGAUGACUAUCAGCGUAACGUCACACAAACGCUUGUCUAAUCAACAUUAAAUCAAAUUUGACUUUACCGAUUUUUACCGGUCUGACAAAUAAGCUAAUGAGUAAAGAAGUGAUAUUCUGCCUCUCAAUUAAAUCUUUAAUUUUCCCGGCAAAUUUCAACAGAGGUCAUGGAAUGGUUCAUUGGGCCGUAGUCACUUAAAUCACCUGGACGAAAGGACCUGUCGUAUGCAGACUGGUCCAUUUUGAGCGUUUGUCUGAAGUGCGCCAUAUGUUCAUAUCGACUGUUUACCAUGGAAGGGAUUAUUGACGCAUAGAGGACCUGCAUUUGAGCACUGGCUGGCACUAUUAUUAAUACCAACUAAUUUAAAGGUGCAAAUAUCUCUUAUGCUGAACCAAAUAAUUGAGCUGCAUUCUGAUGUAGUGGCUACGUAAUAAGAUCGUGUUUAAAUAGGGUUAAAAGGAAUGUAAAUGUAACACUUGCUCGAGUGCAAUGCCUUGACACAAUAUCAUAUUUUGUUUCUUUUUUUUUUUUUAAAUCCUGAGAGCACAGCCUUUGUAUGAAUUUGGUGCUAUCAGACUUUCCCCGCGAUGGUUCCUUUAAAGAGCUGGCCUCAUCCACAUGCGCAGUCAGUGCAAGUGUUGAGGUAACAGAAUAUUACUGACAAUAUAACAAUAUUUCUGAUUGACGGGACACAGUUCCUGUGUUUCAAGAAGAUUUCAGUUCAUUGGGCCCUGGGUUGAGAUUUGGGAAUGUAGCCCUUAAUAUUCAGCCAUACACCAACAUCUAGCUGCUAAUGGUGCUACAUCCUAAUAGAUUUAACGGGUAGUCUUCUGGUUUCUUUUUUUUUUGGCCUUUUGAAUGAACCCCACAAAUGUUAAGAACUACGCAGAUGACUGUAUUUUUAGUGUCCGCUGGUUGCACACAGUUUCUUUUUUUUUAAUUUUUUUUAAUUGGCAACAAAACAACAAUUACUAACUGGCAUGUCACCGGUGAUUCUGUGAAAUUUCGUCAGGUCAGCCCGAAGACCCAUCGUGCGUAAUGCAGACACAGUUUCAGAACAGAAUGCCUGCGAAGAAAUAAGAAAAGCAUUUGCCAUGUGAGCCAUUUAAUAAGGCUUUAGAAGAGCAAGUUCCACCGUAUCCUAUAAUAUGAUGCAUCGGAGAGAUGAAUUUCUCGUACUGCUUGUACUGCACCAACAAGGCAAAAUCCCAGUUCCAAAGGCACAACCACAGACCAGCUCGCUCCCGUUAAAUAGUGUGAAAAUAAAACAUUUCAGAAGUUGUACAUUUAAGCUGCAUGAAAAUCUUUGUACAGAGGGAUCGGGUGGGGAAACGAUGUGUUAAAAAAAAAAAAAACAACAAAAAACAACAAAAAACAUCUCAAACUGUGUUUCGGAAUAUCCAUCUCACAGGAAUACAUGCCAACUCUCUCUCCACUCUUCAUAUCAUUGUCAAAUAAUCCUCUGAGAUUACAAUAUAAGAACCAGUUUUAUAUCUUAUUUCUGAGGUCUUAAUAGCAAUGCUUUCUUAUAAACAAUGCCAUCUGUAUAUAUGAAUGCCGCACCACUUUGUUCAUAACUUAAACACAAAGGAGUUUAAUAUUCCUUACUUAUCACAAUUCUAAAAUUCAAACUGCAUCUGAAAGAAGAUUAACUCUCAAUUUUAACUUAAAGAAGAAGCAAAUUACCACUCCAUGUCUGUUGUACAUUCAAUACAUUUAGUACAAAAUGGCUGCCAUAAACAAUAAAUUAUUAUUAAUAAUUUAUUGUUUAUUAAAUUACUUUUUCAGAAUCUACAAUCACCAAAACAAUUUUUUUUCCUGUAAACUUUGUAAUACUUCUGUGUUAUGUGCACCACUUUUGCAUCAAAGUGUUGAAACUGAUCCUUUGCUGUACUUUGCAAGCUUGGACUUGGAAUUAUGACCUUGCAGUUAGUUUUGGGAGGUAUGCAUGUAACAAAAGCUAUUAUUGUCCUAAUAAGUUUCGGAAACUGUAAACUACACCCCUGUGAAUUAAUGAGAGUAAUCUUUUUUUUUUUUUUUUUUUUUUUGGAUGGGUCCAUCCAUGUGUAUGAAAAUGUGACAGAUUUGACCAAAAUGCAGAGAUUUAAUUGGUGCAUAUCUCAAAGAAGGAGGGAUGAUGCUUUCAUUCUGAAGCUUUUAUGCUCACCUAAGUAAGGUUUUACUGAGAUGACUGGACAGUUCUGUAAAAGAAACCUUGAUUCCUGAUGUAAAAUGUUUGUAGGAAUUUGACUGGGGGGGGGGGAGGAGAAAUGCACAAUGGAAUACUGAAAACAAUUGAGAACCCGGGCUUCACAACCUUCCGUCUUUGUGAGCAUGCUGGAGCCAGCAGCCCUAUCUUUACGAAUUGGCCCCUUUCCGUGCGAAAGCCCACAAGCUGUUGUGCCUGUGUUCUGUGUGUACAGUACUGUGCUAGAGCAUCUGUCUGUGUAAGAGGAAACUAUUCAGCAACUUGUACUGGCUUUUUGGGAUGCGGAAAAUGCCAACUCAAACGGCACACUCUUUGAAAACCUGAAUUCACCGAGCAGAUGGAGCUGGUGCGUCUGUAUCCAUCCAGGGUUGUAGCUCCGUUUAGAUGAGUGUUUUCCGUAGUUGUGUGAGGUUAUUGUUAUUGCGGUGGGUGGUGCGUGCGGUAGAUCGGUUGCAGCCGUAUCGAGCCUCAGUGUGACGUGAAUUUCACCUGUGUUGGAUUCAGAAGCUAGUGUCUUGGACCCUGCGGGCCUUAAUUCGCCACAUCUGAGUGGAACUUUGAGAUUCCGACUUCGGACUCUGUCCGCCAGUGAAGGGGUUGUCCCCCAUCUGAUGCCGUUUGGGUGCGCAAUUGAGAAGUGUGGUGAGGCAUUAGAAUUUUUUAUACAACGGUUAAUGAGGUGACUUGUUGAUUUGAAUACUUUUGGGUGUUUGGCAUUUAACGUGACGUGAACUGAGGCAUCACCGUACUUAUGGGGGUACUCCAGUGUGCCCCACUCACCUAAUCCUGUUUUAAAGCCACACAGUGCAGGAUUUUUGUAGUGGUCUUGCUGUGGUCUUGUGUUUGCAAUCAAAGGAGUCUCCAACUCCUUCUUCAAACCUGCCCACUCACCCCGAAUACCCCGCCUAAUGUAGCUUAGCUGGACAGUUAGAGGUAACGUUACUUGCAUGUCCAACAGGAAACAAGCCAAGUCAACCUAAUGGUAAUUAAGUGUGUUAAAUGGUAAAAUCAAUGAGUGAUCAUCUUAUUUACCUUUAACACACACACACACACACACACACACACUUCACAUCAGGAGCAUGGUCCUUACAAUGGAGGUUCCUGUAACACAAACACACUUCAAUCAGGAGCAUGGUCCUUACAUUGGAGGUUCCUGUAACACAAACACACUCCACAUCAGGAGCAUGGUCCUUACAAUGGAGGUUCCUGUCAGCUGAAAGCAACCCCUGCUUUAUGCAUUACAUAGUAACAGGGAGUCAGUGGGUGUCUCUGAAAACCAAAUGUGUGUUGUGACAAGGACUUGGCACCCCUUGAGGGAAUUCUCAGUUAUUUCCCUAAAUCUUCAGGGGGAUUUAAAGGGAAUAAAGUCUGAAUUUGGUGUUUAUUUAAUGUUUUCUCACCCUGGGGCCAGUAAGGGUUGCUGAAUAGUUACACAAUCUUGCAAAGCUUGUUCUUAAUUUUUUUCUUUUUAAAAGUGUAAUGAUGGUAUCUAACGUAACUGACGUGCAAAUUUGAUGGAAUUCUAAAUGUUGUAAAUGCAUGUCAUGUUGGUGUGUUUGCAAAGCCUUUAAUUGAACUGGAUUCUCUUUAUUUUUUCAUUCUUUUUUUGGGUGGGAAGUGGGUAUUUCUAUCAUUGAUUUUUUUUCCCCUUCUUUUUAAAAUAAGUCAUGCUUGUUUUAAACCUUUCAUUCUAUUUUGUACAGGACAAUAUAAUUGUAAACUGUGUAAAUAUUCAACUCAUCUGCGACAACAAUCAUUUAAGGAGAAAAGAAAAUGUAAAAGGCAUCUGGCAGUAAAGGCUUAGUGAAGCCUUUGCUUUAUGUCGGUGGGGCCCCUUGCUUCGGGGAUAAUACAAUGGCCUGUUUUUAAGAUCACACAUCCAUCUGUCUAAAUAUGUUAAUUUGUCUCAAUAAAGUCAUACCAUACGGUAA